AUGCUAGUGCAAAAGAGCAUUCUAACCCACCCCCCCCUCCCCUCCCCCCUUCCCCCUCCUCCCUUCCGCCCAUCUAUCGGCCCUGGCAGGUGGCGCUUCUACCCAUGUGCUCCCAAGGAGCCGAAGCAUCCAUCUGGGUGGGUGGCGCAGCUUGUGCGGAAUGGCAUUGAGGAGAUCAAGGUGAUAGGGGACCCGCACCCCCACGAGAGGGCAUUCAAGGUGCUUCAACCUCAGCCGCCGACCAAGGUGGCGCUUUUUCCCGUGUGCACCCAAGGAGCCGAAGUGUCCAUCAGGGUUCGGUUUCUGCUGCUUCCACUCCAUACCCGACUCGAUGCCUAUUUCCACCCAUCAGUCCUCCUCCCUGGCCAUACUUCUCCUUUCCAUCAGGCAACACAGGGAGUGUGUGAGCUCACACAGAGGUCACAGAGGACUAGAGGCUUUGCGGACGAGCGCAUGGUGCGGUCGCACGAGGACAUGAACUUCACUCUCACCGAUGAAUGCUUACACGUGGAACCUUUAUCCCCCCUAUUCCCUCCCCUCCCCUCCAAUUGUCCUCCAUCAAGCCUCGUAGACGAGCGCAUGGUGCGGUCGCACGAGGACAUGAACUUCACUCUCACCGAUGAAUGCUUACACGUGGAACCUUUAUCCCCCCUAUUCCCUCCCCUCCCCUCCAAUUGUCCUCCAUCAAGCCUCGUAGACGAGCGCAUGGUGCGGUCAAACGAGGACAUGAACCUCACUCUCACAGACGAGCGUUUUGCGGACGAGCGCAUGGUGCGGUCGCACGAGGACAUGAACUUCACUCUCACCGAUGAAUGCUUACACGUUUUGCGGACGAGCGCAUGGUUUUGCAGACGAGCGCAUGGCUUCGCCGACGAGCGCAUGGUGAGGUCGCAUGAGGACAUGAACUUCACUCUCAAGGAUGAGCGCUCGGGCAAGCAGCUGCGAGUCAACUUCUACUGGGUGGACGGCAUUUACAGGAACCGCGAAUACGGCUGCUCGCUGAGAGGGCAGUACACGCACAACUACCACACCUUCCCCAACAUCUCAACAACAGCUAACGUGACAAUCAUAGAGGGCGGCUACUGGGCCGGCAAGUGGUGUGCCGAGCCGCUGCAAGCCCUCCGCGCCCGCCUCCCCGAGUUCUUCAUCUGGGCACUGCUUGCCGCCCGGGCCAACCGCGCCCGCGUCGUCUUCCGAACGCCGCCGCCCGUCCCAAACGCCGGCUCGCAUUGCUCGGAGUAUGCGGUUAAGCGGGGCUUCGCCGGGCCUGCGACGAACCUGUACCUGGCUGCGGCCAAUCGGCACGCGCGCCAGCUGGCGGCGUCAGUGACGCGAGGCGCUGAGAUGGCGGUGUUUGAUUCGUGGGCCGUGGAGGUGCCGCGGUACGGCGACACGUGUCCCGGGGAUCAUCAUUACUCGUGCUUUUUGGGCGGGCAGAAACGGACGAAGCCGGUUGUGAGGGGGGGGGUGGGAGAUGCAGUUGCGAGGACUUUCCUGCAUUUCUUGCUGCACUCGCUGCCUAUGGAGAGUAGUAGCACUGCAGAAGAGCAAAACAAAUCCUGA
Messenger RNA from Closterium sp. Naga37s-1, 1563 nucleotides. The record is from the annotation of a GenBank genome assembly. Lineage: Eukaryota; Viridiplantae; Streptophyta; Zygnematophyceae; Desmidiales; Closteriaceae.